CGACCGCGGGGGGCUUCGAGGAGGGACGGGACCCUCCCCCCCAAACACACCUCCCCUCCCACCCCUCACCUCCCUGAGGUGAGGGGAGAAAAGGCGGGAGGCUCUGAGGGGAAAGCCGCCGCGAAGGAGUCUGGGAAGGAGAGGGCCAAGCGGGGCAGAGAGGAUUCUGGGAGAGAGCAAAGGUGGGGGGGGGGGAGGUGGAAGCUUUCGACGCGUGACAGGGACGGUUGGGGGGGGCGGGUGAGAGGAAGAGGAGGCCGAAUGGGGACGGGAAGGGGGAUGGGGGUCGUUCUGAGGGGAAGAAAGCCAGUCAAGAGGCCCAGGUGUCCAACUCAGUCGAGCAGGGUGCCCCCGCAAUAAAUACCACGGAGCGACGUGGGUGACGGCCACGCUGUCUAACCAGAGGGACCGGGGUCUCUAGUAGGUCUUGGCCCCGGCGGGUCCCUCGACCGCCCUACCGAGGAUCGGCCCGCUCGUCCUCCCCCCCCCCCAGCGCGCCGUGCGGGGGCAGGCGCCGACCGCCGUGGGGACGGCCGUCGGCUGCCGGGGCUCGUAGGGGUCGUUCCGGCGCUCCGCCGUGGGCCGGGCCGCCCCUCCGGGGCGGCGAAGAGAGGGUGUGAGACGGCGGCCGGAGGUGAACGGUCAGAGAGGGAGGGAAGGCAGGCGAGGGUGGGGUGGCCGGUUCGGAAGGGACCCGGUCGACGCCGUACGGCCCGGUCGAGGCCGAAGUCGGCGAGUGGUUGUUUAUCGGGUGCCUGCGACGCGCAAGGCGUGAAACGCCGGGAGGGGAGUGCGGAAGAAGAGAAGGACCGGUCCCUACCUCACAAGCUAAGAAAAGAGAUCGGCAGACCUAAGAUCGGGUCUCCGCCGGUGACGGAAGGAAGCACCGUUGCGAUCCCCGGCAUUCAGUUCAGGAGGAGAAGAUGCCCGCGCCGCCUCCCCGAAUUUCCUGACUUCUCGGCCCCAUGGAGGACCCCCCUGCCCUGUUCGGCUGCCCCGACUGUCAGCGCCACUUCCCCAGCCAGCCGGAGCUGGCCCGCCAUCGAGAGCUGCUCCACCGCCCGGCCCCGGCCAGGGGCGGGGACGGACCCGACGAGAUCCCCCGGCCGUAUCGCUGCGGGCAGUGCGGCCGGGGCUACCGCCACGCGGGGAGCCUGGUCAAUCACCGCCGGACCCACGAGAUCGGCCGCUUCCCCUGUACCACGUGUAACAAGGACUUCUCCAACCCCAUGGCCCUCAAGAGCCACCUGAGGACGCACGCCCCCGAGGGCCGGCGGCGCCGCAGGCCCCCCCGCCACAAAAAGGCCCCGCCGUGCGACCGGAGCCAGACGGGGCCGGACCACUGGGGCGGGACGUCCGGUCCCAGGGAAGGCCGGGAGAACCACACCAGCCCCGGAGGAGGUACAGAUGAGUGGGAGGGCCUGGGGAACCGCCGGGGAACCUGCUGGGAGGCCGGGCUGGAAAACAGGGGCGCGUCGGGCAACUGGAAAGAGCCGCCUGGGCCGGGGGCGGGCUGGGAGAGCAGGCCGAGUCCGGAGGAGAGCCCGGGCGGUUGGGGGGCCCCACCGGCCCGCCCCGAGGCUCCCCCUCUCCCCGCCCCGGCCAGCAACCUCCUCAGCAACCUGGAACAGUACUUGGCCGAGUCUGUGGUGGAUUUCCCGGGGGGCGAAGGGCCGGCCCAGUCCUCCCCGGCGGCCGCCGCCGAGCGGCGUUAUAAGUGCGGCCAGUGCGGCAAGGCCUACAAGCACGCCGGGAGCCUGACCAACCACCGACAGAGCCACGCCCUGGGGGUCUACCCCUGUGCCGUAUGCUUCAAGGAGUUCUCCAACCUCAUGGCCCUGAAGAACCACUCCCGACUCCACGCCCAGUAUCGGCCUUACCAGUGCCCGCGGUGCCCCCGGGCCUUCCGGCUACCCAGCGAGUUGCUGGGGCACCAGCAGGCCCACGAAGGGGAAGAGGCGCCUUGGGAGGCGGGCGAGGCGACGUCCAACGGCCACGCGGGGGAAGGUGGCCCCGAGGAGGGGGCCCCCGACGCCUCCAGGGCCCCCGAUCUGGGCGGGGAGCUCACCGCGUCCGGGGAGCCCGCCGCCGCCGAGCUCCCAGAGGGCGGGCGGGAGGAUCGGCGGCCCUUCCGCUGUGCCGACUGCGGCCGCACCUACCGCCACGCGGGGAGCCUCAUCAACCACCGCAAGAGCCACGAGACGGGCGUCUACCCCUGCCCGGCCUGCCCCAAGCAGCUGUUCAACGCCGCCGCUCUCAAGAACCACCUGAGAGCCCACCUCAAAGCCCGGCGCGGGGCCGGGGGCGAAGAGCAGCCCCCUCCGCCGCCGCCGCCGCCGCCCCCCGAAGUCGCCUCCGAGGAGGAAGACGCCCCCGGCACCCCGACCUCGGCCACGGACCACCGCCCUUACAAGUGCCACGAGUGCGGGCGGGCUUACCGCCACCGGGGCAGCCUCGUGAACCACCGGCACAGCCACCGGACCGGAGAGUAUCAGUGCUCGCUCUGCCCCCGCCAGUACCCAAACCUCAUGGCCCUGCGCAAUCACGUCAGGGUUCACUUCAAGGCGGCCCGGCACGGCGGGAGCCGGGGGCGGGAGAGGCCGGAGGGAGAAGGGGCGGUCUCUGCCGGCCCCGAGCCGGGGGAGCCGCCCGCCGGCCGCCCCGAGGGGGGUCCGGCGCGGGGGGAGGAGCUGCCGCCGACGGAGAGCGGAGAGGAGACCCCUGACGGGGGAGCCCGGGACGGCCGCCCGGAGGUGGGCCUGACGGAGGCCCACAUCUGUGGCCGCUGCGGGCUGCUCUUUGAGAGUCUGGAGAGCCUGGAGCACCACGGCCGGACUCACGGAGAGCGGGAAAGGAACAGCACGGGGAGAGCGGAGCCGCCCUCCCGGGUCUACACCUGUCGGGACUGCGGAAAGACCUACCGCCAUUCCGGCAGUCUCAUCAACCACCGGCAGACCCACCAGACGGGCGAUUUUAACUGCGGGGCCUGCGCCAAGCGUUUCCACACCGUGGCGGCCAUGAAGAACCACCUGCGGCGCCACGGCCGGCGGCGGGUCAGGCGGCUCCGGCGGCGGGCGGCCGGGGGCGGCGGGCCGGCGGCCGGAGGAACCGAGCCGCGAGGGGAGGGGGACCGGGCUGGGAAUUGGGGGGUGAAGAAAGAGGAGGAGGAGGCGAGGAGCCCCGGCUCCGUUGGAGACGUGACUCCGGCGGGAGCUGGUGAGGGCGAGGAAAAGCCAGAAAGGGAGAAGGACCGUUUCCCGGAGGACGCGGAGAGAGCUCCGGAGGGCCGCGGGAAGAGCGAGGCCCAUUUCGGAGCCGGUGAAACGGGAGGAGCCGAGGCCCCUUUCCACGGCGGCCCAGGCACCGCGGAAGACGGGGGCGAUGGCAACGGGGCGGCGGGAGAGGCGGGGCCCGGCCAAGAGAGAGCGAGCGACGGGAGCCCCUGGAGCCCCGAGGCCCUCAACGGCUGGCGGGAGGCGGGCCCCCACACCUGCCACGAAUGCGGGCGGUCGUUCCGCCACGCCGCUGGCCUCCUGAGCCACCGGCCCUGCCACCCGGCGGGCAUCUACCAGUGCUCGCUGUGCCCCAAAGAGUACGACUCGCUCCCGGCUCUGCGCAGCCACUUCCAGAGCCACGGGCCGGGCGAGACCUCCCCGGGGCAGCCUUUCCUCUGCUGCCUCUGUGGCAUGAUCUUCCCCGAGCGGGCGGGCUACCGGCGCCACCGGCGAGAGGCCCACAACUCCCCGGCGGGGAGCCGGUGCUCCUCGGAAGAAGAAGAAGAAGAGGAGGAAGAGGAGGAGGAGGAGGAGGAGGAAGAAGAAGAAGAAGAAGCAGGAGCGGCGGCGGUAGCCGGCGUGGUGGAGGAGGUGGCGGCCGUUCACCCGACUCCCCUGCGGGUCUCUGAGGUGGAGCUCCUCAAUCAGCUGCAGAGGGAGGUGGAGGGGUUGGACGGCGCCGGCUACGGGCACAUCUGCGGUUGCUGCGGCCAGACCUACGAUGACCUCGGGAGCCUGGAACGCCACCAUCGGAGUCUGGGGGAGGUUUCUGAGGGGGCGGCCCCGGCCGCGGCUCCCCCGGCCCUGGGGGCCGGAGACGGCGUCGCGGAGGGGGUCGGAGACGGCGUCGCGGAGGGGGUCAGAGACGGCGUCGCGGAGGGGGUCGGAGACGGCGUCGCGGAGGGGGUCGGAGUCGCGGAGGGGGGCGGAGACGGCGUCGCGGAGGGGGGCGGCGACGCGGAGGGGGGCGGAGACGACGUCGCGGAGGGAGUCGGCGUCGCGGAGGGGGACGGCGAGGGCGUCUCCGCCGGGGGUGCGGACGGAAUCCCCGGGGGCGCCGCGAAGGGAUCGGCCGCUGCGGGGGCCGGGGAGGGGGCCCCCGGGGCCCUGCCUCCCAGCCAGCCUCGUCCCUUCCGCUGCGGCCAGUGUGGCAAGACCUACCGCCACGGUGGAAGCCUGGUGAACCACCGGAAGACCCACCAGACGGGAGACUUCGCCUGCCCCGUCUGUGCCCGCCGCUACCCUAAUAUGGCCGCCUACCGCAACCACCUGCGCAACCACCCCCGCUGCAAAGGAGCCGAGCGGCCCUCGGGGGCCGCCGCCCCGCUGGGCAACCGGGAGCCCCGGAAGGCCGAGGAGAAGGUGUGGCAGCGGGGCCCGGCGGAGGAGCAGCGGGAAAGGCUCAAAGAGGAACCCGCGGAGGGAGCCGCCGGGGAGGAGAGGCCGCCGGAGGCCGCCGGGAAGCCGGCGGGGGUGCUACCGGGACAGCCCGGCUCGGAGGAGCGGGAGGCCCCGAAGGAGGCCAGCCUCGAACGGCCCUUUGGCUGCGAGCUCUGCGGCCGGACCUAUAAGCACGCCGGCAGCCUCAUCAACCACCGGCAGAGCCACCAGACCGGCCAUUUUGGGUGCCAGGCCUGCCCCAAGGGCUUCUCGAACCUCAUGGCCCUCAAGAACCACCGGCGCAUCCACGCCGAGCCCCGCCGCUUCCGCUGCGCCGAGUGCGGCAAAGCCUUCCGGCUGCGCAAGCAGCUGGCCAGUCAUCAGCGCGUCCACGGGGAGCGGCGGAGCGGCGCGGGCUGCGGGGCGGCCCGGAAGCCGCCGCCGCCGCCGCCCCCUCCGCUCCCCCGAGAAGAGCGGCCUUUCCGGUGCGGGCAGUGCGGGAGGACUUACCGACACGCCGGUAGUCUCCUGAACCACCGGCGGAGCCACGAGACCGGCCAGUACAGCUGCCCGGCCUGUCCCAAGACCUACUCGAACCGCAUGGCCCUGAAGAACCACCAGCGGCUGCACUCGGAGAGCCGCCGCCGGCGCCGGGCGGGGCGGGCCAGGCGGGGCGGGGGGGCGCGGGCCACCGUGCGCUGCGCCCUCUGUGGGAAGGGCUUUCCCGGCCGGGGGUCUCUGGAACGGCACCUGCGGGAGCACGAAGAGAGGAGCAAGGAGGAGCCGGCUGCGGAGCGGGGUCCGGGCCAGCCGGACGGCGGGGACGAUGGGGGACCGGCGGACCGGGGCCCGGGAGGGGCGGCGGAGCCGGGCCCCGACCGAGGCCAGGAGCCGCAGGGUCGAGGACGGGGCCCCGGGGGGGCCCCCGGAGGCAAAGAGGCGGGCGGCCGGCCGCCGAGCCGGGACCCCGAGAGGGCCGGCGGCCGGCGUGUGGACGGGACGCCGGCGUGGAUGGCCGGCGGCCGGGAAACCGGCUCCGGCGAUCGGGCGCCCGGGAGGCCGGGGGGCCACGAGCGGGGCGGUCCCGAUGGCCCGAAGGACGGCCUGGCCCAAAGGAGCUCGGGCGGCGGGGACGCCGGCCCCGGCGGGGUCCGGGGCCCCGGCUCCCAGCCCGGACCGGAGCCUCGCCCCUUCCGCUGCGGCCAGUGCGGCAAGACCUACCGCCACGCCGGCAGCCUCCUCAACCACCGCAACACCCACAAGACCGGCUGCUACCGCUGCCCUCUCUGCCCCAAGCAGUUCUCCAACCCUAUGGCCGCCAAGAACCACGGGCGGAUCCACACGGCCACCCGGCGCUUCGCCUGCCCCGACUGCGGCAAAGCCUUCCGCGCCUCCCGGGAGCUGGCCAGCCACCGGCGAGCCCACGGGCAGGGGCAGGGGCCGGCCCCGGCCCUGGCCGUGGUCCCGGCCCUGCCUCGGACCGAGCGCCCCGGCGGGCGCGGCGCCGAGGCGGCCGGGGACGCCCCCCGGGGUGGGGCGAGUCCGGCGGAGCCAGCCGGAGCCGGGGGCCCCGCGGGGGAGAGGCCGGGGGCCCCGAACGGCCCGGGAGAAGAGGCCCGAGGGGUGGGGCGGAGAGAGGCCGACGAAGAGCGACCCUUCCGCUGCGCCCAGUGUGGGCGCUCCUACCGCCACGCCGGCAGCCUCCUGAACCACCAGAAGGCCCACGCCACCGGCCUCUACCCUUGCCCUCUCUGCCCCAAGCUCCUGCCCAAUCUCCUGGCCCUCAAGAACCACGGGCGAACCCACACAGACCCCAAGCGCCAUCGCUGCGGCGUCUGCGGCAAGGCCUUCCGGACAGCGGCCAGACUGGAGGGCCACGGCCGGGUCCACGCGCCCCGCGAGGGGCCCUUCCCCUGCCCCCACUGUCCCCGCCGCUUCCGCCGCCGCCUCAGCUUCCUACAGCACCAGCAGCAGCUGCACCCGGAGGAGCGGACGGCGGCUGGCACUGGAGAUCCACCAUCACUGGCAGCAGGAGUUCAGGACCUCUCAUCUCCCCUCCACGUACCCCCGUGACCCCGGCCCCGGACCCCUCACCCCAGUGGCCUCCAGACUGCAGCUUCACCCUGCGGACUCUUUCUCCCAGAGAGCGGGACA
This is a messenger RNA of Ornithorhynchus anatinus (platypus), 6809 nucleotides long. It is a transcript of the gene ZNF646, whose product is annotated as zinc finger protein 646. Lineage: Eukaryota; Metazoa; Chordata; Mammalia; Monotremata; Ornithorhynchidae. The transcript has 4 exons. Bases 966 to 6728 code for a protein of 1920 amino acids. The record is from RefSeq and is a predicted model, not a curated record.